Molecule: messenger RNA, 4503 nt
Organism: Pan troglodytes (chimpanzee)
Lineage: Eukaryota; Metazoa; Chordata; Mammalia; Primates; Hominidae
Product: heterogeneous nuclear ribonucleoprotein A1-like
Exons: 2
Coding region: 2154-3326 (390 amino acids)
Biological process (GO): mRNA splicing, via spliceosome
Cellular component (GO): catalytic step 2 spliceosome
Molecular function (GO): mRNA 3'-UTR binding
Source: RefSeq, a predicted model, not a curated record
AGUUUAAAUCGAUUGUUUCUUUGUUGACUUUCUGUCUUGAUGACCUGUCUAGUGCUAUAAGUGAAGUAUUGAAGUCCCCCACUAUUGUUGUGUUGCUGUCUAUCUCAUUUCUUAGGUCUAUUAGUAAUUGUUAUAUAAAUUUGGGAGCUCCAGUGUUAGGUGCAUAUAUGUUUAGAAUUGUGAUACUUUCCUGUUGGACAAGGCCGUUUAUCAUUAUAUAAUGUCCCUCUUUGUCUUUUUUAACUGCCAUUGCUUUAAAGUUUGUUUUGUCUGAUAUAAGAAUAGCUACUCCUGCUCACUUUUGGUGUCCAUUUGCCUGAAAUGCCUUUUUCCACCCCUUUACCUUAAGUUUGUGCAAGUCCUUAUGUUUUAGGUGAGUGUCUUGAAGGCAGCAGAUAGUUGAUGAAUUCUUAUCUAUUCUGCCAUUCUGUAUGUUUUAAGUGUUGCAUUUAGGCCAUUUAUAUUCAAUGUCAGUACUGAGAUGUGAAGUACCAUUUAAUUUAUUGUGCUAUUCAUUGCCUGUGUACCUUGGUUUUUUGUUUUUUAAAUUGUAUUUUUUUCUAGGUCCUGGGAAAUUUAUGCUUUAAAAAGCUUCUGUUUUGAUGUGUUUCCAGGAUUUGUUUCAAGAUGUAGAGCUCCUUUUAGCAGUUCUUGUAGUAGUGGCUUGGUAGUGGCAAAUUCUCUGAGCAUUUGUUUGUCUGAAAAAUACUGUAUACUUCAUAUAUGAAGCUUAGUUUCUCUAGAUACAAAAUUCUUGGCUAAUUGUUUUGUUUGAGGAUGCUAAGGAUAGGGCUCCAAUCCUUUCUAGCUUGUAGGGCUUCAACUGAGAAAUCAGUUGUUUAUCUAACAGGUUUUUUUUUUUUUUUUAAUAGGUUACCUGGUGCUUUUGUCUCACAGCUCUUAAGAUUCUUUCCUUCAUCUUAACUUUAGAUAACCUGAUGACAAUGUGCCUAGAUAAUGAUCUUUUUGCCAUGAAUUUCCCAGGUGUUCUUUGUGUUUCUUGUAUUUGGACGUCUAGGUCUCCAGCAAGGCCAGGGAAGUUUUCCUUAUUUUCUCAAAUAUGUUUUCCUAACUUUUAGAUUUCUCUUCUUCCUCAGGAACACCAAUUAUUCUUCGGUUUGAUCAUUUAACAUAAUCCAAGACUUCUUGGAGGCUUCUUUCAAUUUUCUUAUUCUUUUUUCUUUGUCUUUGUUGGAUUGGGUUAAUUCAAAGACCUUGUCUUUGAGCUCUGAAUUUCUUUCUUGUACUUAUUCAAUUCUAUUGCUGAGACUUUCCAGAGAAUUUUGCAUUUCUAUAAGUGUGUCCAUUGUUUCCUGAAGUUUUUAUUGUUUAUUAUUUAUACUGUCUAUUUCCUUGAAUAUUUCUCCCUUCACUUAUUGCAUCUUUUUUUGGAUUUCCUUACAUUGAGCUUUGCCUUUCUCUGGUGCCUCCUUGAUUAGCUUAAAAACUAACCUCCUGAAUUCUUUUUUAGGUAAAUCAGGGAUUUUUUUCUUGGUUUGGGUCCAUUCCUGGUGAACUAGUGUGAUUUUUUGGAGGUGUUAAAGAACCUUAUUAUAUUACCAGAGUUGGUUUCUGGCUCCUUCUCACUUGGGUAGGCUCUGUCAGAGGAGAGGUCUAGAGCUGAAGGCUGUUGUUCAGAUUCUUUUGUCCCACAGGGUGUCCCCUUGAUGUAGUAUUCUCCCCCUUUUCCUAUGGAUGUGGCUUCCUGAGACCUGAGCUGCAGAAAUUCUCUCUUCUGGAUCUAGCCAUCCAGCAAGUCUACCAGGCUCUGUGCUGAUACUGGGGAUUGUCUGCACAGAGUUCUGUGAUGUGAUCUGUCUGUGGGUCUCUCUACCAUGGAUACCAGCAACUGUUCUGGUGGAGGUGGCAGGGGGGUGAAAUGGACUCCAUCAGGGUUCUUAACUUUGGUGGUUUAAUGCACUAUUUUUGUGCUGAUUGUCCCCCUGCCAGGAGCUGCAGCUUUCUCAAAAGCAUCAGCUGUGGUAGGAUGGAGAGGAACCAGUGGUGGGCAGAGCCCUAGAACUCCCAAGAGUAUAUGCCCUUUGUCUCCAGUUACCUGGGUGGGUAGGGAAGGACCAUCAGGUGGGAGCAGGGCUAGGCAUAUCUGAGCUCAGAUUCUCCUUGGGCAGGUCUUGCUGCAGCUGCUGUGGGAUAUGGGGGUGAGGUUCCCAGGUCAAUGGAGUUAUGUUCCUAGGAGGAUUAUGACUGUUUCUACUGUGUCACGCUGGUUGUCAGGAAAGUGGGGGAAAGCCAGCAGUCACAGGCCUCACCCAGCUCCCAUGCAAUCCAAAGAUGAACACCUUUCGGCCCGUGGACGCCGCCGAAGAAGCAUCGUUAAAGUCUCUCUUCUCCCUGCCGUCAUGUUUAAGUCAGAGUCUCCUAAAGAGCCCAAACAGCUGAGGAAGCUCUUCAUUGGAGGGCUGAGCUUUGAAACAACCAAUGAGAGUCUGAGGAGCCAUUUUGAGCAAUGGGGAACGCUCAUGGACUGUGUGGUAAUGAGAGAUCCAAACACCAAGCGCUCCAGGGGCUUUGGGUUUGUCACAUAUGCCACUGUGGAGGAGGUGGAUGCAGCUAUGAAGGCAAGGCCACACAAGGUGGAUGGAAGAGUCGUGGAAUCAAAGAGAGCUGUCUCAAGAGAAGAUUCUCAAAGACCAGGUGCCCACUUAACUGUGAAAAAGAUAUUUGUUGGUGGCAUUAAAGAAGACACCGAAGAACAUCACCUAAGAGAUUAUUUUGAACAGUAUGGAAAAAUUGAAGUGAUUGAAAUCAUGACUGACCAAGGCAGUGGCAAGAAAAGGGGCUUUGCCUUUGUCACCUUUGACGACCAUGACUCUGUGGAUAAGAUUGUCAUUCAGAAAUACCAUACUGUGAAUGGCCACAUCUGUGAAGUUAGGAAAGCCCUGUCAAAGCAAGAGAUGGCGAGUACUUCAUCCAGCCAAAGAGGUCAAAGUGGUUCUGGAAACUUUAGUGGUGGUCGUGGAGGUGGUUUCAGCGGGAAUGACAACUUUGGUCGUGGAGGAAACUUCAGUGGUCGUCGUGGCUUUGGUGGCAGCUGUGGUGCUGGUGGAUAUGGUGGCAGUGGGGAUGGCUAUAAUGGAUUUGGUAGUGAUGGAAGCAAUUUUGGAGGUGGUGGAAGCUACAAUGAUUUUGGCAAUUACAACAAUCAGUCUUCAAAUUUUAGACCCAUGAAGGGAGGAAAUUUUGGAGGCAGAAGCUCUGGCCCCUAUGGCGGUGGAGGCAAUACUUUGCAAAACCGCAAAACCAAGGUGGCUAUGGCAGUUCCAGCAGCAGCAGUAGCUAUGGCAGUGGCAGAAGAUUUUAAUUAGGAAACAAAGCUUAGCAGGAGAAGAGAGCCAGAGAAGUGACAGGGAAGCUACAGGUUACAAGAGAUUUGUGAACUCAGCCAAGCACAGUGGUGGCAGGGCCUAGCUGCUACAAAGAAGACAUGUUUUAGACACAUACUCAUGUGUAUGGGCAAAAAACUCGAGGACUGUAUUUAUGACUAGCUGUAUAACAGGUUAUUUUAAUUUCUAUUCUGCGGAAAGUGUAAAGCAUUCCAACAAAGGGUUUUAAUGUAGUUUUUUUUUUUUUGCACCCAUGCUGUUGAUUGUUAAAUGUAAUAGUCUGAUUGUGACGCUGAAUAAAUGUCUUUAAAAAAAAAAAAAAGAUGAACAUUCAAAAUGAAAAUAGAGCUUCAUCAAUUUACCAAUUGUAUUUAAAAAUAGGUACAUGGGGUAUGAAUUUUAGAAAAUGCUUUCAUUUGGUGGAAUUUUUUCUUACUAGUUUUUACAAUAACAAAUCAUAAUUUAAGGAAAACUUGUUGUUUUGUAGAAGUUUUAACUUUUUAGUUGAUACAGAUUGCAGUAGAUAUUAAGAAUAAAGAUUUAGUCCUUAAUAAAUUUAGUUUCUGAUAAAUGGAAAUUCAUCAACCUUAAGCUCUUAAAUACCUUAGAGACAUCUCAUUGGGAUAGAGAGAAAUUAAUGUUGACUUACAUCAAGAUAUACACUAAUUUUAGCACCAAGUUGACCAUCCCUUUCUGUUUAUGUUCACUGCAUUCCCUACUACAUUGCUUCUGUCAUCUCUAGGCCAGAAACCACAAAGUAACCCCAACUUUCAUUUUGCCUGAACACCAAACCCAUGUAUAAAACUGCCUACCAGAUACACCUCAAAACAUCUCAGACUCAUAGAGUUCAAUGCUGAAACCAUGUUCUCUCAAUCCCAUCCUGUUUCCCCCACUGUACUUCCUCUUAUUUUUAAAUGGCACUAACAUCCACCCAGUUGCACACCAUGAACAUCAAGAAGUCAUUUUUAAUUCUAUGCUUAUUUUUCACAUGUGAAAAUGCUGAAAUCUCACUAUGCCACUUCUCUGCUUAAAAAUACCAAAAUGUCUCCCCCUGCCUACAGGAUUAAAUUGCUACAUAGUCUGAACAAGCAACUUUCUAAUAAUCAGACCCUUGUCUUGUCAAACUUUCUGUAAUUUUCAACACAUGAAUAAAAUGUGG